Knipowitschia caucasica is the source of this 3639-nucleotide messenger RNA. Lineage: Eukaryota; Metazoa; Chordata; Actinopteri; Gobiiformes; Gobiidae. The record is from the annotation of a GenBank genome assembly.
AUGGGAGAUACUCAGUCUGCGCAGCGGGACCCCGACGCAGCGGCGGCGGCAGAGGAGGAGGGGAGAGCCCUGGACCAGAGCCCGAGCACCGCGGAGGAGACGCAGACCAAGCUGCAGAACAAUGGACAGAUCUCAGAGUUAAAUGAAAAGAAAGAUGGGACCGUGACAGAUGGCAGUGAUCCAGAUGAAGAAGCAGUCAUUGUGGACAAAGAGACUUCUUCGGUCAAAUCUACCACAGAAGAGCUUUCAAGUGUUCAACUCAUUCCAAAAGAGUCCCCAGAUCCAAUCCAAGAGGAAGCAAUCGAAAUACUUAACAUCGACGGAAAGCAAAACGAUCUGAACGAAAGCUUUAAGAAAUUCUUCAGUAACAUUGGAUUAAAGUUGACCGUGAAAAAGGGAUUGGAAGACCAACCAGAGGAAGAGACAGAAGGAACAGAAACGCAGGAGGUUAUAGAGGAAACUGCAAGUGAGACGAGAUAUGAAGACGUUGAUAAAACCACAGACUUAGACGCGAUACAUGAUAACGAUUCGACUACAGGUCCUACCAUGACAGAUGGAGCUUCAGACGGUGUGGGAGAGGCUGGAGAAGAAAACAUAACUGAAACAUGUGGUCAAGAGGCACAUGCAGCUGCAGCCCAAGAUGAAAACCAAAACCAUAGUACAAAAGUCGAGCAAUCUCCAACCAACGAAGAAGAAGAGGAGUUUGUAUCACCGAUUAAAAAGUUUUUCACCACCGGAAUAUUUGCAGGACUAAAGAAAAAGAUAAUAGAAGAAGAGGAAGAGGAAAAGGAGUUGAUUGAUAUGAGUAAAAAUGAUACAGAUACCCGACCAGUGGAUCUUCAGGAGGUUGCAGAUCAAAGCCCCAUCGUCACAAAACAAGACAUUGAAUCUAAAGAGUUGGAAGAAGACACAGCACACGUUCUGGAAACCACUGAAGUUGAAGAGCGCGGUAAAACCCCAUCCACAGAUCAAGAAAGUCAGAAGAAGAGAAAGUCAGGAGACAAACAGGAUCAACUUUCCUCUGAUGAAGGAGAUAAAGAAGUGGUUUCAGUGGAAGAAGACUCAGAAACUCCAGCUGUGGUCCCUCUUUCAGAGUUUGAUCAGUCUGAGACCGAGGAAACGGUAAAGAUUGACGUCGAAGUCCAAGAAAAUAGGACUCCUGAGUUGAGCAUGAAAGUGUCCGAACAGGAAUCGAACAGCCAAGCUCCAGAUGAACACGUAGUAACAGAAGCAAGUAUGGAGCCUGAAAUUGUGAUGGAAGAUUUUGAAAUGGUCAACACGAAAGAUUUAGAGGGCUAUCAAGAGCCUCCACCGGAAAGCCAAAACUUUCUACACACAGUUGAAGAGGUUGCAGUGGCUGACAGCAUAAUGAAAGAAGAUAUCGUUACAGACAAACCUGAGCACAAAGGUGUAAAUGAGAAGGAUAUAAUUGAGGAACAAUGUCCCAAAAUCAUUAGAGAAGCGGUUGAGGUAGAAACACCAGUCACUGAGGCCAUCACUGAGAGGACCACUGAGGAUACCACAGUGUUCAUCAGUGAAUCCAUUAAUGAGAUCUAUGAGGCCACUACUGAGACAAUCACUAAGGUCACUACUGAGAUGAUCACUGAGGCCACUACUGAGGCUACUACUGAGAUGAUCACUGAGGCCACUACUGAGACAAUCACUGAGGCCACUACUGAGAUGAUCACUGAGGCCACUACUGAGACGAUCACUGAGGCCACUACUGAGAUGAUCACUGAGGCCACUACUGAGAUGAUCACUGAGGCCACUACUGAGAUGAUCACUGAGGCCACUACUGAGAUGAUCACUGAGGCCACUACUGAGAUGAUCACUGAGGCCACUACUGAGAUGAUCACUGAGGCCACUACUGCGAUGAUCACUGAGGCCACUACUGAGAUGAUCACUGAGGCCACUACUGAGAUGAUCACUGAGGCCACUACUGAGACAAUCACUGAGGCCACUACUGAGAUGAUCACUGAGGCCACUACUGAGAUGAUCACUGAGGCCACUACUGAGAUGAUCACUGAGGCCACUACUGAGACGAUCACCGAGGCCACCACUGAGACAAUCACUGAGGCCACUACUGAGGCCACUACUGAGAUGAUCACUGAGGCCACUACUGAGACGAUCACUAAGGCCACUACUGAGAUGAUCACUGAGGCCACUACUGAGAUGAUCACUGAGGCCACUACUGAGAUGAUCACUGAGGCCACUACUGAGAUGAUCACUGAGGCCACUACUGAGGACUUCACUGAAAUAGAAACAGCCGCUCAGGUCCUCACUAAAAUUAUCACUGAAGCCACCCAUGACACUGACACUACCAUUGAGGCCACUACUGACACUGAAGCUACCAUUAAGGCCACCCAUGACACUGAAGCUACCAUUGAGGCCACUACUGAAACUGAAGCUACCAUUAAGGCCACCCAUGACAAUGAAGCUACCAUUGAGGCCACUACUGACAAUGAAGCUACCAUUAAGGCCACUACUGUUACUGAAGCUAACAUUGAGGCCACCACUGACACUGAAGCUACCACUACAGCCACCCAUGACACUGACACUACCAUUAAGGCCACUACUGACACCACUGACAAUACCAUUGGGGCCACUACUGACACUGAAGCUACCAUUGAGGCCACCAGUGACACUACCAUUGUGGCCACCCAUGACACUGAAGCUACCAUUAAGGCCACUACUGACACUGAAGCUACCAUUAAGGCCACCCAUGACACUGAAGCUACCAUUGUGGCCACCCAUGACACUGAAGCUACCAUUAAGGUCACUACUGACACUGAAGCUACCAUUAAGGUCACCCAUGACACUGAAGCUACCAUUGAGGCCACCACUGACACUGACACUACCAUUAAGGCCACUACUGACACUGAAGCUACCAUUGAGGCCACCACUGACACUGAAGCUACCAUUGAGGCCACUACUGACACCAGAAUCCACCAAGAAACUAUACAACAACAACAUGAUGUAGUUACAGAGGUUGCCAUUUCACAACUGGAUGAUACUACAGAUCAAAUUGCACUUUCAACAGCUCAAGGAGUUGUGGAAAGAGAUGUUGUCCUCAAAGAUGAGCUGAAAGACAAACUUCUUCUAAAAUCUGCUGAAAAUGUGACUGAUGAAACUACAUUAAAGAAUGAACAAGAGAUUGCGACGGAGAAGAACGAAGUAACUAUUCAAGAAGUUGUUCAACAUCUAAAGGAGAUCGUUGACUCUGAUGAGGAACUAGAGUUUAAAGAUCUACCAGAUGACAUGGGUGAAGACCAGACCAUAAAAGAGGCACAAGAUGAGGAGUGUUUUGUUGUAGCUCGAGAAGAUCCUGUGAUGGAAACAAAAGACCAGUCUUUCAGCAAAACAGAGGCGGAUAUCAAAGAUGGUAAAGUACAAGCAGCUGCACCAAGCCACAUUGGAACUCCAGUGAAGGGGAAGACUUCGCAGUCGCACUUGAAGAUCCCCGAACGGUUCCAGCGACGAUUGAAUGGGAUUAAGUCAGCGACCAAAAGGUUGGACAAUCACCGGACAUCGUUCAAAGCCUUAAAACUCACUCACUACGACAAUCACUGUGGCCAAGAAUGCAGCGUUUUUGCUUCUUUCUCACAUGUUUUAUUGUUUAUUUAUUCAGACACAUUUUGA